AUGUCUGAACCUAUUAAGUCUAAGAAUGGCGAUAUUUCUAAAGCGCCAACACCGCAGAACACACCGGCAAGUGUUACUAACUCAUACUUGAAAUCACAGCCACCUACGGUAUCUACUAUUGAUGAAGUCAAUGAAGACAAAAUUGGCCAAACUUUGGCCAAUAAUCCUGCGUUGCUAAGUAUGAUGCAAGGCAAAUUGAACGACUUGAUUGGUAAGAAUAGUGGGUAUGUUGCUAGUUUGCCACGGGUUGUUAAGGAUCGAGUUUAUGGGUUGAAAAGUUUACAGCAACAGCAAAUGAAACUUGAAGCUGAAUUUCAAAAGGAAUUAUUAGAGUUGGAGAAGAAGUUCUUUAAGAAAUACGAGCCUCUUUAUGAGCAGAGAAAGAAGAUCAUUGUUGGGGAGAUUGAGCCAACGGAGAGUCAAAUUGAAGAAGGUAAAGCCUUGGAUGAGGAUGAGGAUGAGGAAGGAGAUGAGGAAGAAGAAGAAGAAGAGGAAGAGGAGGAGAAGAAAGAUGAGUCUACUACAAAAUCCAAUGAAAAGGGUAUUCCAGGGUUCUGGUUAACAGCAUUGGAAAAUUUAACUACGGUUUCAGAAACAAUAACUGAUCGUGAUUCUGAGAUUUUGCAAUUCUUAAUAGAUGUCCGUAUGGAGUAUUUGUCAACUCCGGGCUUCCUGUUGAUUUUUGAAUUUGAUACAAAUACAUUCUUCAAUAAUAAAACUUUAACCAAAACGUAUCAUUAUCAAGCUGAGUUGGGUUAUAGUGGUGAUUUCGUAUAUGACCAUGCCACUGGUUGUGAAAUUGAAUGGACUUCCAAGGAGAACAAUCCAACAAUUAAUAUCGAGAGAAGAAAACAAAGAAACAAGACAACCAAACAAACAAGAACUAUUGAAAAAUUAACUCCGGUUGAAUCAUUUUUCAAUUUCUUUGAUCCUCCAAAACCACCCAAGCGUAAAGAAGUAGAUGAAGGUGAUGAUGAACAAGCAGGGGAAAAUGAGAGAGAAGGAGAUGAUGAAGAUGAAGACGAAGACGAAGACGAAGAUUUAGAGGCAAGAUUGGAAUUGGAUUAUCAAUUAGGUGAGGAAAUCAAAGAUCGUCUAAUUCCAAGAGCCGUGGACUGGUUUACUGGGGACGCUGUGGAUUUUGCAUACCCAGAUGAAUUUGAAGGCGAUGAAGAAGGUGAAUAUUCCGAUGAAGAAGGUGAUGAAGAUGACGAUGACGAUGAUGCCAAUGUAGAUGGUGAAGCUAAAGACGAUGACAACGCAUCAGGUCAAAAACAACCACCAGCUGAGUGCAAACAACAGUAA
This is a messenger RNA of Lodderomyces oxycetoniae, 1305 nucleotides long. RefSeq names its product histone chaperone (gene NAP1). Bases 1 to 1305 code for a protein of 434 amino acids. The transcript has a single exon. Gene Ontology annotation, cellular component: chromatin; nucleus. Gene Ontology annotation, molecular function: chromatin binding; histone binding. Lineage: Eukaryota; Fungi; Ascomycota; Pichiomycetes; Serinales; Debaryomycetaceae. The record is from RefSeq and is a predicted model, not a curated record. Gene Ontology annotation, biological process: nucleosome assembly.